Messenger RNA from Dermatophagoides pteronyssinus (European house dust mite), 714 nucleotides. RefSeq names its product transmembrane protein 242. NCBI's taxonomy places the organism in Eukaryota, Metazoa, Arthropoda, Arachnida, Sarcoptiformes, Pyroglyphidae. The record is from RefSeq and is a predicted model, not a curated record.
AUUCAUGAACAACGUAUAUGAAAACAUGUGAUCAUUACUAAUUCAAAUUUAAAAAUUAAUUUAAUUGAAAACAUUUGAUAAUUAUAUGGAAAAUUCAACGAAUAAAGAAUCAUCGUCAUUAACAAAUCAUGAAACGAAACAAAAAGAUAGCAAAUUUUGGGAAACGUUAUUUCUUAGUUCGAUUGCUGCCGUUGGUUUAUUGAUUGGUUUUUCCAAUGGUAUAUCUGUGGCUAAAAAAAAUGAUGAAACAGCAUUCAACAAAGGUUUAAUGAUGUUGCCCGAACGACCAAAUCAACCGGGAAUACCAAAACCACCACCGAUGGAAAGCGGUGUACGUUUGGCAGCACGUGCACUUGGUAUUGGUUCAUUGUAUGCAAUUGGAGGCGUUAGUAUCAUAUCCGCUAUGAUAUGGUUCGGUGUUGGGGCCAAAAAUCUCAAAGAUUUUCGUGAAAAAAUUGGUGAAAAAUUACCACAAAUUCCUCGCAAUAAUCCUCCACAAGGACGAACCGAAUUCGAAUCAUUUCGUGAUCUGUUCACAUAUCUUGCCGAAGAAUCCGAAAAAGAAAAAAAAUUGAAAGAGGGUGAAAAAAACGAUACAAGAUGAUAAUUUAGAUGUUUUUUCUUAUUCAAUUCAUUUAUAUAUUUUUUAUCAAUUCUUUUUUCUUGUAUCAAAAACUGUAAAUUAGUGAAUAAAUUUCAUUUUGAAGUGUUUGA